Messenger RNA from Drosophila bipectinata, 2480 nucleotides. It is a transcript of the gene Rs1, whose product is annotated as Dead-box helicase Rs1. The record is from RefSeq and is a predicted model, not a curated record. Gene Ontology annotation, molecular function: nucleic acid binding; ATP binding; RNA helicase activity. Lineage: Eukaryota; Metazoa; Arthropoda; Insecta; Diptera; Drosophilidae.
ACUAACCGCUGCUGCACACGUGCGUUUGAUUUGUAAACACGCGCUGCAUUUGAUCAUUGAUUUUUGAAGAUAAAAUGGGUGCAACCAAGAAUCUGGACUUGAUUGGCACCAUCGAGGAUGAUGCAGAGGUUGAGAACCUAUCCGAGGACUCCGAUGCCGAAGUGGAGUACCAACCCACUAAAUUGAGGCAUAAAAAAGUCACAGAGUUCGAGAAGGGCUUUGAGUUUGUGUCCUCUGUAAAGGAAUACAACCAAGACACAUGGGACGAUUUGAUGAAGUAUGUGAAGAGGAAGGCACGCACCAAGACCGAUGACAAGAUUGCUGCGCGUCUUCAAAAAAGAGGUGGCGCAGAGGUUGUAGCUGCCGAGCAGAGCGACGGAAGCGAAAUUGACCUUUCAGAGGAUGAACUGAAGCACGACAACUUACGGCUACGUGAAAAGAAACUGUCUAAAAACAAAAAGAAAAAGGCUGCAGAGGAGGACGAGGAGGAUGAAGGCGAAAAGAUGCAAUUUGACGACUCGAUUGAAGCCAAUGACCAGAUUACCUCGUUCUACCAGAUGAAUCUGUCCCGUCCUCUGAUGCGGGCCAUCGGCGUGCUCGGUUACAUAUAUCCCACGCCUAUCCAGGCAUCCACUAUUCCAGUGGCCUUAUUGGGUCGUGAUAUUUGUGGCUGUGCUGCAACUGGUACAGGAAAAACUGCUGCUUACAUGCUACCCACUCUGGAACGACUUCUUUACCGACCGCUUAACAACAAGGCUAUAACCAGAGUCUUGGUUUUGGUGCCCACUCGUGAGCUGGGUGCUCAGGUCUAUCAGGUUACCAAGCAACUGUGUCAGUUCACAAGCAUCGACGUUGGUCUGGCCAUCGGUGGUUUGGAUGUAAAGGCCCAGGAGGCGGUACUGCGUCAAAAUCCAGAUAUAGUUAUUGCCACUCCCGGUCGUCUAAUUGACCACAUUAAGAACACUCCGAGCUUUACCCUGGAUUCGAUUGAGGUUCUCAUCCUUGACGAGGCUGACAGGAUGUUGGACGAGUACUUUGCGGAACAGAUGAAAGAGAUUAUCAACUCUUGCUGCAAGACGCGCCAGACUAUGCUCUUCUCCGCCACGAUGAGCGAGCAAGUCAAAGAUCUAGCUGCCGUUUCUUUGGACAAGCCUGUAAAGGUGUUCGUAAACAACAACCAACAGGUGGCUUUCAACCUCCGUCAGGAAUUCAUUCGUAUUCGGGAAGAUAAGGAAGGUGAUAGGGAGCCCAUUUUGGCCAGCUUGAUCUGCCGCACGUUCCACGACCACUGCAUGGUAUUUGUGCAGACCAAAAAACAGGCCCAUCGCCUCCACAUUCUGUUGGGCCUUCUUGGCGUCCGGGCAGGCGAACUUCAUGGAAAUCUUACCCAGCAACAGCGCCUUGAAUCGCUCAAGAAGUUCAAGGAAGAACAGAUCGACGUGCUAAUAGCCACCGACGUGGCCGCUCGAGGUCUGGAUAUCGUUGGCGUCAAGACGGUCAUCAAUUUUGUAAUGCCCAUUACAACAGAGCAUUACAUCCAUCGUGUGGGUCGUACAGCUCGUGCCGGACGUGCUGGUAUUUCCGUGUCGCUUGCUGGAGAAAAGGAGCGAAAGAUAGUCAAGGAUAUCAUAAAGAAUGCAGAAAGCACAAUCAAGAAUCGGAUUAUACCUCCAGAGAUUAUUGAAAAGUACCGAAACAAACUAACUGCUUUGGAACCAGAAAUUCAAAACAUUCUUGAAGAAGAACAGGCAGAACGUCAGUUGGCCAAGACCGAGCAGCAGUUGUCCAAAACGGAGCGGAAACUGCUGGGCCAGUCUAACGAGCGACGUGGCUGGUUCCAAACCAAAAAGCAGCGCGAGGAUGAGAAGGCACGCUUGGCACUGACGCCGGCAGAUGAGGAAAAGCCGGCCGGUGCCAAGGGUAAGGGAAAAGCAGCAGUCAAGCGGAAGAGGCCUGAGUAUGGUGGCGAUGGCGAAGAUGGACCGCCAGUAAAGGAGCUUGAGGCAAAGCGCAACAAAAAGAAGAAAGAGGAGCCGAAAAAGAAAACGCCCGAACAACUGGCCAAAGAGCGGGCAAUGAAGGAGAUCGAGAAAGUGUCCCUGGUGCGGGCAAAGAUGGCCAAGCUGCGCAAACGCCCUGGCAAGCUGGGAGCAGCCACCGAAAAUCAUAAAGGUAGUGCAGCCAGCAGCCGGCAGCCCAAGCGGCGUGGCCCUCAGUCGGCGUUUACCAAUGAUCUAACAGACGUUAGUCGCAGUGGUGCCCUACGUCUAAGAUCUGAAGCUAAUCGUCAUAAGAAACUGACUAAGAUUGCCGCCAAGAAGAAGGCCAGCAACGUUAAAAUAACAAACAAGGCGGGCAAAAACAAGUUCAACAAGGGAAAGAGUUUCGGAGGCCCAAGAUUCGCCAAGAAGGAUAAAAAGAAAUAAAUUUUGAUGAAUAGUUAUAUGCAAUGUUAAUUUUUAAUUUUGUAAAAUAAAUAA